GGAAGUAGUCGCUGGGUUGAUGCACUAGCUCUGCUGUCAUGUGAUUGCUCGUCUGCUGUUGACAGCGGCUGCUUCCUCUCGGAUGAAGCUGAAAUAAGUCCGCGUAGAAAAGGAAAGUUUUAUGUUUUUCGUGGAGGAGGAAACACGGCUCGUUUGUGACGGAGACCAGGGAAGCUGCGGUUGUGUAGCUUCGACCAUCGGACGCUGCCAUGGGUUGCUGUUGCAGCAACGAGGGCGAGCCCACAGAGCCGCUGAUCCCCCACACCAUACCACACCCCAACCCCGUCAGCAAACCCCCGAAUGGGACCGACUGGAUCACUACCAACGUCCCCUCAGCACGGACAGAUGAACAGGCCCUCCUCACAUCUAUCCUCCACAAGACAGCACAAAACAUCAUAGAUGUCUCAGCAGCUGACUCUGUCAUGAUGGAGCAGCAUGAAUACAUGGACAAAGCUCGGCAAUACAGUACAAAGCUGGCAGUGUUGAGCAACAGUGUGUCUCAGAAGAAAGCUCUCAUUCUACCCUCCCUCACUAGUCAGCCCCACCAAGUGCUUGCGAGUGACCUGGUGCCAUAUUCAGAUGUUCAGCAGGUGGCCAAGAUAGCAGCUUACGCUUACAGUGCAAUCUCUCAAAUCAAAGUGGAUGCUAAAGAAGAACUGGUGGUGCAGUUUGCCAUUCCUUGAUUCUGAAUCUGGCCUGCAUAUUACUCCUUCCAUCCCGCUCGCUCUGUGUCACUCCUGCACCCUCACCCUUUUUAUUAAAGCAUCUCUGUCCUUCUGCUUUUCUUUUUUAGCAACACCUCUAACAAAGACAGACACGAUGUUAGGAUUGCACACUAUGGCUAUCCAUUACUGUAUUUAAUUAUGGCUCAAUGACAUUGUGUGUAAUGGAAGAAGGUCCACUGUAGACAGGCAACUGGGGUGUGAUCUCAUAUUUACAACAAGGCCUCUUCAGUAUGUUUAUGUGUGGAUCCAAGGCUUUGUCGGAACCAGCUGCAGACAAAUCAUCGUUCAUCCUUCUUGCUGAUCUCUUUAAUGUUUUUAAACAACUGUCUGGGUGUCUUUAUUUUGUUAGUUUUUCUGGCCUGUACUAAGGCAAGCAAAGCUAGCUGUACACCCCUGACUGUUAUCCAGAGGCAUGGAAGAAUGUACUGUGUAUCUACCUGGACAGAGCUGCUGGAUGUUUGGCACAAAACAUUGGCUAUAGCUGUCUAUACUAAUAUACAGUCUGAAAUAGAACAAGAUAAAUGAUUUAUCUCUGUGGUGUCUAACGAUGGAGUGCACAGAAAGAAAUAUAUAUGUACAUCUGAGCCAAAGCACUUUCUGUUAAGGUCAAGAUGUCAUUUAAAAUUAGCAGGUCAUAAUGGUAUAGUCCUGCUGUAUCUGCUUAUCAAACAUCCCACAGAAAUCUGGUGUCGUUCUGCAUCAACAUGAAAGUGUAAACAAAACUUGGUAAAUUGUAAUACAGUGUAUAAUCUGUUAAGUGGCCUGUCCAUGGCUGGUAUUCUGUGGUGGGUGAGGAUGUAAACACAAGCAGGGUGAGUGCCAACAAGGCCCAUUAAUCAAACGGGAUCAGGAACGGAUUGAGAUUUUCUCUGUUUAAGUUUUUACAAAGAAUUAGUCCUCUGCUGUUUUCUAAUUAAAAAAAAUAAUUUGGCAAAGUUGGUCAAAGACCUACACAUAUCUAACAGCAGCAGAAGCAUACAGAGAUAAAGUGCGUGUGUGUGUAAGGCGGGGUGGGGGCUGCAGGGAGAGAUGGUAUGUUUUCUUGCCUUCUUUGUACAGAAUUCUUUCGUUGAAUAUAAUAACAGAAGUUGAGCAUGUACAAAGUUCCUCUUUUUGUAGAGAGUUAAUGGUCAGGAUUGGCUGAGGUCUUGUGGUCAUUAAAAUUUUUUUAUGUAACACAAGAACACUUAAAGCCUGCAGAGCUUUUUGCUGCCGAUUGAGUUGUUCCUAUUAAUAAACUAACCAUUGUAGCAGUGCGGGGGAGCUUUAACAAUCUAUGUGUCACAGCAGAUAAAAUGAUCCAAAAUCUUUCCCUGAUUAUUUAUUUGUGUUUUUAAUGGUUUUUGCUCAUGACUGUACGUGUGGGCAGAGAGCAUGGUGAGCCGCUCUUAAGCCUCUAAAGGGAUGAUCUGCAAGGCUGUGACUAUUUCAACCAUGCAAUUAAUUUGAGAUUUUUUUUUGUUUUGCAAGGGGUUCAUCACAUUGUUCUUUCUUUUUUUUUCAGUUUUGUCACUCAAAUGUGUAAUACUACCUGAAAUAUGUUUAUAAUAUCUUAGGUUAGUACCAACAAUAUUUUGUUUUUUGUUUUGUUUUAAGUUUGGGGGGUUAAUUCAAUAAAGACUUUCAACAUGAA
Molecule: messenger RNA, 2358 nt
Organism: Solea senegalensis (Senegalese sole)
Lineage: Eukaryota; Metazoa; Chordata; Actinopteri; Pleuronectiformes; Soleidae
Gene: lamtor1
Product: late endosomal/lysosomal adaptor, MAPK and MTOR activator 1
Exons: 5
Coding region: 210-683 (157 amino acids)
Biological process (GO): cellular response to amino acid stimulus; positive regulation of TOR signaling; regulation of receptor recycling
Cellular component (GO): late endosome membrane; lysosome; membrane raft
Molecular function (GO): molecular adaptor activity; guanyl-nucleotide exchange factor activity
Source: RefSeq, a predicted model, not a curated record